Trypanosoma cruzi is the source of this 3774-nucleotide messenger RNA. RefSeq lists its product as uncharacterized. The record is from RefSeq and is a predicted model, not a curated record. Gene Ontology annotation, biological process: endoplasmic reticulum to Golgi vesicle-mediated transport; GPI anchor metabolic process. The transcript has a single exon. Gene Ontology annotation, cellular component: endoplasmic reticulum. Bases 1 to 3774 code for a protein of 1257 amino acids. NCBI's taxonomy places the organism in Eukaryota, Euglenozoa, Kinetoplastea, Trypanosomatida, Trypanosomatidae. Gene Ontology annotation, molecular function: phosphatidylinositol deacylase activity.
AUGGCAAGAUGUCCAUGUACGUUUUCAGGCACGAAGUUUCUCGUGUUUGUUGUGUUCUUUACUAUGACUUCUAUUUUUGCCCCUGCCGCAUACGAUUGGGCUCGCAUGCAACGUCGCACCAGCCUGCAGGCAAUUCUCACAAGGAUGCAUCCUCAUUUUAUAGAGGUUAGCGUAAAGCCUGCGACUGAGGAAUAUUACAAACUGUGGAGGUAUUAUGACUUUGAAGCGGAUAGAUACAGAGAUCCAAAACGUCCCGGUUUUCCUGCUGUGCCUGCUGUUUACGUUCACGGUAAUGCCGGUUGCUUCCGGGACAUGCGAUCCCUUGGGCGAUUUGUUGGGGAGUCGGUUUUGAAGCAACGCUAUCAAAACGCAGCUCGUUCACAAGAAGAAGUGAAACGUGCGUUAUUUGGUUUAUACAGGCGUGAGGGGUUGAAGAUGCCUACCGAUGAGGAGGAAAUUCCCAGGGAUUUGCAACGGCGGGCUGAGGAAAUGGUGAUCGCAAGGACACCACUUCUGGGGGUAGAACUUUUUGGUGUAGACUUUUUAGAAGAGUCGAAUACUCAAAGUGGCUUGUUGAUGGUGAAGGAGGCUCGUUUUUUGAAUUACUGCGCUCAUUUUCUUCUGCAAAGCCUUCUGGAUCACUACCGAGAGGUGCUUAUGCGUGCUCCAGGCUCUUUGAGGAGGGAGGGCAAUGAACGAACACCAAUCCCAAAUAGCGUGACAGCUGCAGAGUCCGAGUACCUGAACGGUUUGUGUAGUCAUCAAAGUUAUGAACGAAAAGGGUCGAACAGAGUUUGCUAUGUAGCUAAAGAACAGAUUCGUCGUUUCUCUUCUACGGAGCGGAUACGGCGAGAAGUGGAACGCAUACAAAAGGAAGGUAUUUGGAUUUGGACCGAAUCGGUAGGUGGCCAAGUGGGUCUCUUUGCAGCAAUUUUAAAUCCAACGUUAUAUGCCGGAUUGGCAAUGGCUGGACCGCCAGUGCGCUAUCCACCGUUCCUUUUUGACGCCGGAUGUGUGAACUUUCACCGGCUUGUACAUGAUGCGGCGCUUAUCCCCUAUGCAUAUAAUUUUACCCCUACAUACGACUGGAACAAAAGCCUUGACGUCACCGAUCCUGUCCAACUUCUCUGGAAGUUAAGUGAAGUUCCUUCGCACGAAGUAGCGGCCCGAGUGAGUCGUAUUAGUAUGGUUACCAUAAACGGGGGUGCGUUGGAAGACAUCGUCCCACCGCAGAGCUCUUUUUUAUUGCGCUCCGUAGGGCGCCGUGCAUCUUCGGAAGAUCAUCAAAGGAUGCUGAAGUUGGCUCAUAUUAAUGCGGCACGGCGAGAUGUAUGCACGGAGGAACUACGUGGGUGUGGCGUGUCACUUAGUCAUCGAGGUCUUGUGUUUGCACUUCAACUGUUGGAUGUUGGGGCUUAUUCUUUGGUACGGGCAUCGUUAUCUUCGGAGUCAAGUGUUUUUUUGGGCGUUGAAUCCACUUUUUCCUCCACGAGAGAUCGACUAUUCCCUACGGUGGUGGAAACUCUUCCCAAGUCAAUUGAUGCGUACCGCAAUGAUGAGUCUUUGUUUCUGCUUUCCCUGGGUGAAGUAAAAAAAGCAGAGAGCGAUGAAACAUUUUAUCGCAUGGGAAAUACAUCUUAUGUGUUUAACAAAAUGAAAAAGAUUUGUGUGCAAAGUAAUGAUGUAUUGAAUUUACAGGACAUCCCUACAGAAGAGGAUGAUGACACGGAGUCGUGGGAAGCGCUGCAAAUUUUUAUUGGGGCCACAACAUACCCUCCAGAAGACGUUUAUUUUCCUGAGCUGCGUCUUAUUUAUACGGGGGAGAAGGGAAAAGUUUCAUUUGCGAACGUUAGCGCACGUGCCGCGACGAAACUUCACCUUCCCACGCGUCGGAAGGACAGUGUCGCUAAAAUUGGAGAGGUGGUGCUAACAGCUAUCAGUUUUCAAGUGCUGCAGAAAAGUCGUGUAGAGUCACCGGAGUGGGUGCGUCCGCAGUUUUGUUUUUUUGUAGAUCGUGCGAAACUGUCUGAAAAGCACUUUUCCUUUGUUCAGCACGACAGGAUUGACCCAUCGAGCCAGAGGACGUCAAAUGAUACGUCCCGAAAUGAUGAUCUUUUCCCUUUUAUGGGAGGCGAACGUGUCUCCGUUGAAAAGCACGGGAGAUUUGCUCUUGUUCGUAAUAUCUGCAGCGUGUCCUUGGAGACAGAAAUGGUUGUUCAUGUCAAUAACAGAGCUGUUUUCCCCCAUCUCUUGUGUGGUUCCUUCCGCUCGUUUCGCAUUGCAUUUCGAGGGACGGGAGGACUGGCGCCGGACGAACCGGAGGCUCAGCAACAGUACUUCUUUGGGCCCUAUGAGGAAGAACGACACACAUUCAAUUAUAGCUGGCGCCCAUUUUCUACAGUACCAUUUAACUUGACAAAUGUUUACGUGGUGUACGUGAUAUCUGCAGAAGAUCAGCCAAAAAUUCAUCUUGGGGAUUUUGAAUUGAGUGCAUCUCCUCGCUGGAAUGAAUACCGCUACUGGGUAUGGUGGUUUGGGCGAUGGAGAAUGCGUUGGAUGGCUGUGCUAUCAACAUACUCUGUCUCGGGCAAGUUUGCAGGCUGUUAUGUUCUUCUUUAUUUUACCUUAUACACAUGUUUCUACACAAGUCAUUUUAUUGGAGAACGCAAAACAUUAUCGAAAUUAGUUUGUUGUUGGUUUUGGAAUGUGAGUCCUUUUUUGUUGGUUUUGUUGGCUACUAUUCUCUUAGAGAAUAUUGGGUAUACGGCGGCACGCAAUGCAUUAACCGUGUGUCUCAACGAGGAUCCUCCACUACGCAGUGAUGAAGAGCUUACGUCGAUGAUGGAUAUGCGAGAAAAAAUGACUUUAAUAUUUCUUUAUGCUCUUCCUCCACGCUAUGAGGCUUGCAAGUAUUCCUGGAUACGCAUGCAGAGUGUAGUUCCUAGUAAUUUACGAAUGGAACACAUGUUGCACAUAGUAUGUGCAAGUUUUUUUGCAAUUGUUUUGAUUGUAGCAGAAAUUUGUUUUUGGUGUCUUAUGUGGCCGAUGUCUUUACUACUUCGCAUUUUUUUUAAAAUGCGCCUACGCUCGAGUGUGCCUACUUGGCGGUUGGUGUUGUUUUGGUCCAUCCCCAUUUUCCUGCGCAUAGCUAUUCCAUGGUUGCACAUUUCCAUUAUAACGACAAUUGCAUGUUUCUUGUCAUAUGCCGCGUUAUGGUGUUUUCCACAUAAUCGUUUUACCCCUGGCAAUCCUCAGUAUCGCUGGUUGUGCUUUCUGGUCGCCAUGAUGCUCCAUUUUUCUGCUCACUUUGAGGGGUUAGUGCUCGUUUUGAGAAAUUACUUUAUUGUUUCGCCCGUGGUGUUAGCGGAUAGUGAAAGAUACAAGACCCUUCCAGAACACAUCUUGGCUUUCACGGUGGUUCAGGGCGGAUUGGGUGUCGUUUAUGGCACGCUGCACUUCUCACUGCGUCACUUUGCCACAAUGGAUGCUGAAGCCGCAGUAAAGAAAAGGAAUGGGGAGAACUUCAUAGAAAAUAAACUGAAAUUGAAGGAAGGUGCAGAUCAAAAAAUUUCAUUAUCAUACUCUCUUGGAGAUAUCAGUCGUUUUUAUCCACGAUUUAAUAGAGGAAUGAUAAUUUGUUCGAGGAUUGUGCUUUUUUUUGCAUUGUGGGCCUCGUUGGUUUCUGUACGACGACCGCUGGAAGGUACCAUUGCCUUGUACGGUUUGUGUCUGACUGUAGUUUCCCUAGCACUUCGUUUGGCUCGCUUAUGGUGA